Molecule: messenger RNA, 1182 nt
Organism: Puccinia triticina
Lineage: Eukaryota; Fungi; Basidiomycota; Pucciniomycetes; Pucciniales; Pucciniaceae
Exons: 8
Coding region: 1-1182 (393 amino acids)
Source: RefSeq, a predicted model, not a curated record
AUGCCCCAAGACGACAACAGGACAACCAGAACAACAGAAUCAUCCUCAGCCGACUCCUGGUCGACAUGGCUAUCCAUCCAACCACCAGCGACCGAACCCACUCCCCAUUAUCUCACCCAGCUCGGUGCCUGGGCCUACUCCUGGCUACCUGCACAGCCACAGCUCGGAACCGUCGAGCGAACGGCGAUCAUCCCCCAGAACCCGAUCAGCGACUCGAUCCCAGCCAACAGCAAGGGCUGGACGGCCUACUUCUCCUCGCGCAGAGCACUGCCCAUCCACAAGCUAAAAGAACACCCCCCGAGCAUCGAAGCCAUGAAAACCAGCCUCAAAAACAAGGGCCAGCACAAGCUCCCCAACCUCCAGACCUUCGAGCUCGUACAAGCGCUCAUCUUCUCCGCCCCGCCCGAGUUCCCCCAGACGGUCGCCACCGAUGCGCUCCCGAGCCGCCGCGAGAGCUCGCGCCAGCGCCGCCAGGCCGCCGACAUCCUCCACCACAACCAGCACAUCAGCACCCGGCUGCCCAAGGCCCUCGACCUGCUCGGCGUCGACCGCCCCGCCAGGAUCCGCAAGCUCAACCGCCUCGCCGUCAUCGCCAUCCACGGCUGGUUCCCCGGGCCCUGGCUCGAGUCCGUCCUCGGCAAGCCCACCGGCACCUCCGCCAAGUUCGCCUCCAUGAUGGACCACGCCCUGCGCAUCUACCUCCGCCAGCAGACCGGCGAGGGCAAAGUAGACGACCGCGUCCGGCUCCUCUUCAACCAGCUCAUCUCCCGCCAACACUGGCUCGAGGCCGUCCAGAACGCCGACGCCAUCUUCGUCGACCCGCACGUCUUCGAGCUCGCCGUGCGCUACUUCUUCGAGAGCUCGUCGCCACUCGACCCGCCGACGAACGUCCCCGCCCAGCCAGGAGGAAAGACACGCCGGACAGGGUCUUCAGCAGAGGAGGAUGGAGGGGGGCGGGACGAGCUACCGGGCGGACUGAUGGUAGUGGACCAGAGCCUGAGCCCGAAAGACAAGCCCAAUCCGUUCCUGCUCACCUGGAGCCUGCGCGGGCUCAUCGAGGACCCGCGGAUCCGGCUGAUGUUCGCCGCCGAGCUGCGCUUCCUCAAGGCCUCGUUCCUCCACUGGACCCCCGCCGACUUGAAGGUCAAGCUCGAGCCGUUCAAGGAAGUCCAAUUAGAUUGA